Chara braunii is the source of this 1391-nucleotide messenger RNA. The record is from the annotation of a GenBank genome assembly. Lineage: Eukaryota; Viridiplantae; Streptophyta; Charophyceae; Charales; Characeae.
GACGCGGCUCACUCAGGGGAUGAUUAACUUUUUCGUUACCGUGUACAUGGAGGACAUCCUCGUCUACUUAGAGACCUUUCACGGGCAUGCACAAUACAUUGAGCUUGAAUGGACACUGGAAGCUCUGAGAGACGCCGGGUUCAAGAUCGCGCUCGAGAAGAGCGAGUUUUUCCUUUCGGAAAUCUCGUUCUUGGGUUACGUGGUGACACGUGGAGAACUGCGGCCAGAUUCAAGGAAAGUCGCGGCGGUGAAAGAUGCUUCCGUCCCCACGUCAGUGACGCAGGUUCAAGCUUUCCUGGGACUGACAUCGUACUACCGUCGUUUUAUCAAAGGCUUCGCUGCGAUUGCGCGACCUCUAACGAAUCUGUUGCGAAAGGACCAGCCCCUCAAUUGGGACGCAGCGUGCGAACAUGCCUUCGCCACCCUCAAAGGCGCUUUGGCGACGACACCUAUUUUGAUCCGGCCAGACCCCACGAAGCAGUUCAUUCUUAUCACGGACUGGCAGCCAGAGGCGAUCUCCGCUACUCUAGCGCAGAAGGGGAACGACGACCGAGAGCACGUCAUCGAGUACGCAUCUCGUACGGUGCCAGACGAACGAAGGAACGAUUCAACCUCGCAAGGUGAAUGUUAUGCCGUAGUCUGGGGAAUCCAUCACUUCCAUCCAUACUUGUACGGACAGAAGUUCCUCCUUGUAACUGAUCACGAGCCAUUGUUGGCUCUCAAGAAGCUUACUAAUUACACGAGUAUGAUUGGACGGUGGGCGGUGCGCCUACAGGAAUACGACUUCGACAUCAUCCAUCGAAAGACAGAGAGACACGGUAACGCGGACGGGUUGACACGUCUGCAUCGCCCGGCUAAGCUAGUGGACGACCUGCCCCUGGAUAUCUUAUCGCGGUGUGACAAUCAGCCGGGCAUCCGCGUGCUUUCCCGAACACUCGAGCCACGCCUGCUAUGGUCCACGUGUACUCAGCUGGACGCCAACAACUGUGUCUAUCCGUCCCAGGCUCUUUUUCUUGAGAUCGACGUCACCGAUCUCACAGUGUGGGACCCCGUCAUCCGGCAAGGAAACGCGCGGCAAGAGGAACAAGAAGGCGAGGAAGAAGGCGAGGAAGAAGGCGAAGAAGAAGAAGAAGAAGAAGAAUCGAGCGAAGAUAGUGAUGAUCCUGAUUACAUUCAGGAAAAAGAAGAGGACAAGGAAGGAGAGGAGCCAGCAGGAGAAGAAGAGGCAGCAGGUGGGCCGAGUCAGCAGCCCGAGCGAAGUAGGAAAGAAGAAGAGGCAGGAGCACGAAAACAGUUAGAAAAGGCAGAGGGAAAACGGCCAGUAGAGGAAAGGUCCCCGCCGGAUCUAUCGUUGGGAAAUCCGUAGCUCGAUCCAGAGCCCCCGAAGGAAG